AUGGCCAACAAAGCAAAACUUGAGGCUCUCCUAACUCUCAUUAACACAUCUGCACGAGAUGCCAUCGCUAUGUAUGAGCGGUACGGUGAUGUACCCACCAUUGACCAGAUGGAACCCCAUCCACUAGACGAUGCUGUCGACCAAAUUGCCUUGAAGAGUGCUAUUCGUACCCUUGAAGGUGCUUGUUCUCAGCUAUGCACGACACUUGCUCCACCUGCCCAUACUGCCAUUAACCUUGUCCAAGUGUACGAUUACGCUUGCAUACGAGUAGCUGUUCGGGAAAAUAUCACAAAUAUUCUGUUGGACUACCCUAAGGGUAUUCACGUCAACGAGCUCUCCAAAAUUAUCAACAUCGAGCCGAAGAAACUGGCCAGGAUGAUGCGUCUCCUAGCUACGCGAGGUUGCUACAACGAAGUUGAUACGGACGUUUUUGGCAACAACCGUCUGUCUCUAAUCCUUCACAGCGAGAACCCUGUCCGACACAUGGUAUCGCUUCAUGUGGAGGCAUGUGCCAAAGGAGCAUCAGUUUUCUAUGAGACUCUCAAAGACCCAAAGACUGCGUACUCGUAUGAACCGACGGAUGCGCCCAUCAUGUACAUCAACAACAAAGAGGGCAUCCAAGGAACGUUCUUCGACUGGAUGAGGGAGGAUGACAGUCGACGUGAGAGCUAUCAUCGCUCGAUGAGAGGUCUGAACGGCAUCAUGGGCUCGCUCGCUGUCCUGACUCAUUUCCCAUUCGAAAAAUACUCAACCGUCGUCGAUGUUGGAGGAGGUAUCGGCGCAUUUUCCCUGCCAUUGGCCAACAUGCACAAGAACGUGAAAAUUACAAUCCAUGAUCUUCCAGAGGCAUUGGUUCAGGCGAAAGGCAUUUGGGCGAGAGACUGCCCUGAAGCUGUGGCAGAAAACAGAGUCGAGUUCGAGGAGCUGAACUUCUUCGAACAAGUGCCCGUAAAGGGCAAGGACAUCUACUACCUCAGAAAUAUCAUUCACGACUGGCCUGACCACGAAUCUGCGCUCAUCCUCCACAAUGUUCGCCAGGCGCUGGGUCCAAACAGCCGCGUCCUUAUCCAUGACUAUGUGCUCCGCCAACUCAGCCGCAAGCAAGCAGCAGUUGAAGCUUCAAUGCUGGGAGCUGUUGUGGCUCCUGAACCCCUUCUUGCAAACUUUGGUGUUGGAAAUAUGCGUUCAUAUCAGCAAGACAUGUCCAUGCUGUUGUUACACAACGCGAAGGAGCGCACAUUGCAAGACUGUCUCACACUCUCCACUGCUGCUGGUCUGAAACUGGAGAAGGUCUGGGACCUUGCUGAAGCAUGUGUCUUGGAGUAUUCUGCCGCGUAA
Molecule: messenger RNA, 1338 nt
Organism: Suillus paluster
Lineage: Eukaryota; Fungi; Basidiomycota; Agaricomycetes; Boletales; Suillaceae
Product: O-methyltransferase-domain-containing protein
Exons: 11
Coding region: 1-1338 (445 amino acids)
Molecular function (GO): O-methyltransferase activity
Source: RefSeq, a predicted model, not a curated record